Molecule: messenger RNA, 3918 nt
Organism: Coffea eugenioides
Lineage: Eukaryota; Viridiplantae; Streptophyta; Magnoliopsida; Gentianales; Rubiaceae
Exons: 5
Coding region: 1-3726 (1241 amino acids)
Biological process (GO): mitotic sister chromatid segregation
Cellular component (GO): condensin complex; nucleus
Source: RefSeq, a predicted model, not a curated record
AUGGAGAAGAGGCUUCGCUCGUCGCUGAAGACCUCAGCAGAAGAAUUCCUCUCAACAGCUAAAAAGCUAGGGUUUGCAAAAUCUACAAAAUCCACUCUCAAAUCCUUAAUUUACACCCUUACUCCUCCUUCUGACCUCGUUUCUUCCCUCCCGCCCUCUCUCCACCGCUCAAUUUCCCAAUCAAUUAACAAAUUUAAAUCGUUUUCCAGUUCAAGCCCCCAAACUUCCCCUCAGACUCCACCUACUAAGCGCGUCCGCCGUUCCUCCCGCCACCUGAAAAGCGAUGAUGCUUCUCACACCACCGAAAACGAAAAGAAAAGGCAGAAGGAAUCCGUCGUCGAAAAUCUCGAGAUUUACACGUAUAUUGCGUUCCUCUGCGUCACACAUCCGAAAGGUUCAUUUUCGGCUGCUGAUUUACUCCCUGGAGUUAGCGAGUUGCACGAUAAUUUAGUUAUAUUCGAGUCGGAUUCGACGUUGCUGUCGGAGAUUGCUAAUUUGUGUGAGGAGUGGUGGAAGAGGAAUUUGCCUGGAAAAGAAGCCCUAAUUUCGCAGUCAUUGCCUUUUCUGCUAUCGAGGUCAUUGACUUUAAAGAAGAAAGUGGACGUUCACAGGGUUUACAGUCUUCGAGAGGCGUUUAUUUUGUUUGAUUUUGAAGAUGAGGAAAGUAUCGAGGACUUGAAGAAUUUGUUAAUGCGUUGCGUGAUAUCCCCCUUGUAUUUUAAGACAGAGGAAGGAAGGAAGUUUAUCGCAUUUAUAUUUGGGCUGGGUGGGCAGCUAGUGACGGAGGCCUUGGCGAUGAUUAAGUCGCAGAUCCCAUUUGGAAGGAAAUCCAUGUUGGAAGCUUAUGGGGAGAUUGUUUUUCGGGCUUGGAAGUCCGUGGAAGGAGAGUCGAAGGACGAAAUCGAGAACGACUUUUUGCAGGGGUUGAUCGAGAGCGCUAUACAUGCUAGCUCCCCCGCAUUUGCUGCUUCUAUCAGGACGGUUUUGGGGGCGUUUAUCAUCCAAAGAACAACACAUGGGGUUGAGAAACUGCUCUUUAGGCUUGCCGAGCCUGUGAUCUUUCGUUCUCUUCAGGUAGCGAACUCCAAUGUUCGUCACAAUGCACUUCAUUUACUUCUAGACCUAUUCCCCCUUGAAGAUCCUGAUGCGACAAAGGAGGUUGAAGAUACGCUGCUUGAUAAACAGUUCUUUUUGGUGAAUAAAUUACUUACGGAUGAAUGUCCAGAUGUGAGAGUUGUGGCUGUGGAGGGUGGUUGUCGCAUACUUAACUUGUUUUGGGAAGUUAUUCCUACACCAUCCAUCACAAAGAUACUUACCAAAAUUUUUGAUGAUUUGACACAUGACAAUUGUACUGAGGUUAGGUUUUCCACGGUUGAUGGAAUCAUGUACCUUCUUGGAAAUCCUCAUUCCCAUGAAGUCCUUAAAGUACUUUUACCUAGAAUGGGGCAUUUGAUUCUGGAUCAUGCACUUUCAGUGCGCGUUGCUAUCAUGGAUCUGCUUCUUCUUGUAAGGGAUAUGCGGAACUUUCAGUUUCAUAAGGUGGUGCAGUUAGAACUACUGUUGUCUUCACUUGCAAAUGAUCACCCUCUUGUUGCUCAGAAAAUCACAAAACUUCUUAUACCAUCAUAUUUUCCCUCUCAAGUAACCCAGGAAGAAGCAUGUAAUCGCUUUAUUGCACUCAUAAGAAGGUGCCCUGUUGCUGGAGCAAGAUUUUGUGAGUUUUGUGUAUCAGAGGGAGCAUCAUUGCAGUCCCUCAAGGAGCUUUUUGGUGUUCUCAUCCGUUUAACUCUGUCAUCUGAUCGGCUUGAUGCACAACAUAUGGAUGGUUUACUGACUGCUGCUUCCCACCUUUGUGACAAUUUAGUAAAUGAUCCAUCUACCAAGGCUGCAAUGAAGGAGGAAGUGAAUGGUGAAAAGCUGAAGCGAAUUUUUGCUGCUGCGCCUACUACUCAUGCCAAAUCUUGUGUUUGCAACAUUGUUACAGCCAUUUCUCCUGAUGCCGUGGAUGGCCUUUUCAAAGAUUGCUUGGGACUGAUUAUGAAUUGCAGUGCUAUAUGCAGUGAUAUGGACAGGCAAGUUGAACUUAGGUCUGCUCAUAAGAUGGUCUUGUCUUGUGAUUGGUUUGAUCUGAUGUUUGAUGCCAUGACAAAACAUUUGCAAAAAACUGCACAUGACUGCCAUGUCGGAUUUGGAAUAGAACAAACAAAAUUUAUUGAUGCCUCUGCUAAAAGGAGGAAAACUAAAUCUACCUCGAGAGCCUCAUCAAAGUUGGGAGAUGACGAGAAGAAAAGAUCAUCCAAGUUUGUCAAAAGUAGAUUUUAUGAGGAUUAUGCUAUUGCUACAGGAAUAGCCUGGCAAAUAAAGGAACUACUUUUAUCUGAAAAUAUGCGGACUGCAAUAUUAACUUCUAGGAAUUUGGAAGCUGCUUUUGAUGCUUUGAAGGUGAUAUCUGAGGUUAGCAUCUUGCAAUGCUUACAGUGCGAUACUAUGAGUGCUUCUCCAGUAUUGGCAUAUGCAACUCUCACCCUACAUAUGUCUCUGCAACAUGUUAGCACAAUUGGAAAUACACAUUCUAGCUUCAGGGAAGGAGAAUGUUUAGACUCUUCAGAUUCACCUCUUGAGUCCAUUUCGAGGAAUACUGUUUUGGACUCAACGUUCAAUCAUUUAUUUAAUUGUACAUAUAAGGUAGUCAUGGAAGAUGGAUGUGUGAAGUACACAGAUUUGCAAACUGAUAUGCCUAGACCAACUCAUGAUGGAUCCAGCUUCAUUAAACCAAAAAGGAUAUCAAAUAUGUUGAAGGUGCUAACUGCAGUACUCAAGCUCAUUGUUGAUGCAAUUUCCAUUGAAAUUGCUGAUGAUAAUGAAGAAUUAUGUAUGAAGUUUGCAAUGACAUGCAUAAAGUUCAUGAUGUUUAAUUUGAAAAAGUAUUCCAACACUCAGCUGCAGUUCACAGAAGAAGGCUUGAGAGAAACAUUUGUUUGUUUGAGGAGUUCGUUCAGUUAUGUUGCCAAGUUUCUCAGCUUAUUGCUAAAAAAUUCGUCCAAAGCUUCCCUUCUUUUACCAGCACCAUGCAACCUGGCGAAUGAGUUGUUUAACCUUUUUGCUUCAGUUGAAGAAUGCUUAGGCUAUGGAUAUGCAGCUCGGCUUAUUACAGCAGUGAAGCCAUGGGUGCCCGACUUAAUUUUAGCACUAGGAUCAAUCCACCUGCUGAAACAGACUUCGGGAGGGACCGCAUCUGACUGUGAUGCAUAUAUUUUUUCCUUAUGGACAACCACUCUAGCAAAGAUCGAGUUCUAUGAACUUCAAGGCGUUGCCUCAGAUGAGGAGGCAGUUCGCGGAUCUAAAUCUGAGCGGUUUUCUGCAUUGAGGAAACUUCUGGGAAUAAUGGUUCAACUGUUAAGAACAAACCCUGAUGUACUAGAUGCUGUGGGAGUGAUUUUCUUGAAUGGUUUACUUCUUGGGCUAGAUAGAAAGGAAUUUGAUCAUGUACUGGGCAUCCUGCAUUUCGUCUGCAUGAAGUUAGUCAGGCAUCACGAGGAAUGGGGGGGACUGAAGCUAAUGUUGGCCUCUGUCCAAAGCAUAUAUCCUCGAAUCGAGGUGGAAGCACAGGAGUUAAGAGACAAUGCGGAUGGAAGGCAGCUGCUGAAGAACGCCAGAGCAUUGCUCGAACCUGUUUGGCUGCAUUAUUUAUCUGGUGAGCACAGGAAUCAAAUGGGAGAGGACUGAAAGUGUGUCGUUGCUGUUUGUAUUAGGAAUAUGGCCAUUGGGACACGUUAUACGUAUGUCCGUGGGUCGGGUAAACCUAAAUUUGGUUAAUUAGCCCGAUCCUAAUAAGUUGUAAUUUAAUCAAACCAGAUCAAUGUCGAGUGUCUAAAUAUUAAAGUAAAAUUGUAUCUUCGUGAAUGUACUGAAUUUGAA